ACCCACCCAGAUUCCUGGUCGUCCAGGGCAGACAGACUCGCCCUGUGCUGAGCAGAGCAUAGCCAGUGUCUCUUCAUCUCCCUGGGAAAAGCAGCCACAAAGCAAGCAAGAUGGCCUGGUGGAAAUCUUGGGUUGAACAGGAAGGCGUCACAGUGAAGGGCAGCUCCCACUUCAACCCGGAUCCAGAUGCAGAGACCCUCUACAAAUCCAUGAAGGGGAUCGGGACCAACGAGCAGGCCAUCAUAGACGUGCUCACUCGGAGAAGCAAUUCCCAGAGGCAGCAGAUUGCCAAGUCCUUCAAGGCUCAGUUUGGCAAGGACCUCACUGAGACCUUAAAGUCGGAGCUGAGUGGCAAGCUUGAGAGACUCAUCGUGGCCCUCAUGUACCCACCAUACAGAUAUGAGGCCAAGGAGCUACAUGAUGCCAUGAAGGGCCUGGGAACCAAAGAGGGGGUCAUCAUUGAGAUCCUGGCUUCUCGGACCAAACACCAACUACGGGAGAUCCUGAAGGCCUAUGAGGAAGACUACGGGUCCAGUCUGGAGGAAGACAUCCAAGCGGACACAAGUGGCUACCUAGAGCGCAUCCUGGUGUGCCUCUUACAGGGCAGCAGGGAUGACAUAAGUGGCUUUGUAGAUCCAGGACGGGCCCUACAAGAUGCACAGGAUCUGUAUGCAGCGGGUGAGAAAAUCCGAGGAACCGAUGAGAUGAAAUUCAUCACCAUCCUGUGCACCCGCAGUGCCACCCAUCUGAUGAGAGUGUUUGAGGAAUAUGAAAAAAUUGCCAACAAGAGCAUUGAGGACAGUAUCAAGAGCGAGACCCAUGGCUCACUGGAGGAGGCUAUGCUCACUGUGGUGAAAUGUACACGAAACCUCCACAGUUACUUUGCUGAGAGACUCUACUACGCCAUGAAGGGAGCAGGAACGCGAGAUGGGACUCUGAUAAGGAACAUCGUUUCCAGGAGUGAGAUUGACUUAAAUCUCAUCAAACAACAAUUUCAGAAGAUGUAUGGCAAGACUCUAAGCAGUAUGAUUGAGGGUGACACCAGUGGUGACUACAAGAACGCCCUCCUGAGCCUGGUGGGCAGUGACCCAUGAGGCACCGAAUGUGGCCAAGAAACCAUAGUCUCCAGGGCCCUGCUUGCGUGAUCUUGGCUGUAGAUGGGGUGGGUGGGAAAUUCCAUAGUCUUUUAGUCUUCUAGCUCCCAGUUCCCAGGGCUCUCUAGAAAAUGCUUUUGACCCAGAGGUGAGACCAACCUGGGCUCCUCUUCUCUGCCUUUGCCCAGGUCAUUUCAAGGUGUGUAUGCAAUGCCAACCUGAGCAUACCUCUAGGACGAAUCCACCCGAAGUAACCUGCAAGAGGUCAGAGGUCAUUUCUUCCUCUCCACAUAGGAACUUCCCAUGCUUCAUUGGCACAGAAUCACCUGAGCAUAGGCUAUACUGAUAUGCCUUAGCCCUGCCCCAUUUAUGAAUCAGGGUCUCCCAUUGGGGAACCGUGGAGUGUGGCAUGUCUAACCCAUGCCUCAGACAAUAGGCUUCCUUGCUGGGCAGCCAAAGAGAAACUUGGGAGAGAACUUUGGCUUGAGGAACAAGUCUGUGAGCAACUAAAAAAUGGACCCAGGGGUGUCAAUUGGCAAGUCUAUAACCUUCAAUCAGCCUCUCUGGAAACCAGUAACAGAGUAAUUACAUUAGACCCAAGGGCACCGGGCCUUAAAGACUCAGGCCCAGUCCUUGAUCCAGUGUUCUUUCCUUCCAUUAUGAAGCUGCAGCACAGGGCUGUGCCCAGCCCCAAGCAUAACUCUUAUCCUAACUUUAUGACUUACACCCUGACCUCAUGCCCUUGAGCCUGGAUAAUGGAGAAGCUGAUGGAAGUCUUCUUAUAUAUGGCUUUUCAGAAUUAAUAAACAUUUGUACUUA
Molecule: messenger RNA, 1913 nt
Organism: Perognathus longimembris pacificus (Pacific pocket mouse)
Lineage: Eukaryota; Metazoa; Chordata; Mammalia; Rodentia; Heteromyidae
Product: annexin A8
Exons: 12
Coding region: 111-1094 (327 amino acids)
Biological process (GO): endosomal transport; negative regulation of serine-type endopeptidase activity; endosome organization
Cellular component (GO): cytoplasm
Molecular function (GO): calcium-dependent phospholipid binding; calcium ion binding
Source: RefSeq, a predicted model, not a curated record